AUGAUGGGAGGAUUAUUUUGUUAUCCAGCAGAGAAAUCAUAUACACUUAACAAUAGAAAAUAUACUGUAUCUAGACUACUAGGUGAAGGUGGAUUCUCUUUUACAGGCAAUAGAGAAAUCUCUAUAUUUAAAAAGUUUGAUCACCCAAAUAUAUUACGAUUAAUCGAUCAUGCAACUAUUAAAUCAAAAACUGUACCGGAUGCUCAGGAAAUACUGAUAUUGAUGCCUUUCAUUAAGGAUGGCACUCUACAAGAUAUAUUAGAUAGACAAAGAACCGUUCAUGGUAAAGAGUGUACUACCAGUGUAUUUAAUCAACGACAAUCACUCACAAUGUUUAGACAGAUAUGUGAGGGCAUAGCACAAUUUCAUCAUAGCGAUCCACCUCUUGCACAUAGAGAUAUCAAACCAGGCAAUGUUUUGCUAGCAGAUAGUAAUAAUAACAACAACAACAACAACAGUAGUAAUAGUAGUAGUAGCAGUAAUAAGAUACCUAUUUUAAUGGAUUUUGGAUCGACUGGACCUGCAAGACUGACGGUUACCUCUAGAAAACAAGCAUUGGAGAUACAAGAGGAUGCAGAUCAACAUUCGACACCUUUAUAUCGUGCACCAGAACUCUUUGAUGUUUCAUCAGACUGUCAGUUAGAUGAAAGAACUGAUAUCUGGGCAUUGGGAUGUUUGCUCUACUCAAUGGCAUUCAACAAAUCUCCAUUUGAAUCGUCGUCGGAAGAUAAAUCAGGUAGUAUCGCACUCUCUGUAAUCUCUGGUCAAUUCGAAAUACCAAAAUCACACUCAUUCUCCAAAGAGCUGAUAGACUUGAUUAGAUCAAUGCUACAACUUAACAUCCAAGAUAGACCAUCUAUCGAUCAUACUCAAAAGACUAAAAAAAAAAAAACAGUUAAAUCAUCCACACUUGCUAACAACAACAACCGAUAA
This is a messenger RNA of Heterostelium album PN500, 933 nucleotides long. Its product is annotated as putative protein serine/threonine kinase. Gene Ontology annotation, molecular function: ATP binding; protein serine/threonine kinase activity. The transcript has 4 exons. Bases 1 to 933 code for a protein of 310 amino acids. Lineage: Eukaryota; Evosea; Eumycetozoa; Acytosteliales; Acytosteliaceae. Gene Ontology annotation, cellular component: cytoplasm; Golgi apparatus. Gene Ontology annotation, biological process: protein phosphorylation. The record is from RefSeq and is a predicted model, not a curated record.